AUGUUGAUUCACACCAUCGCGGUCCUCUGUACUAGCGCAGUUGGCACUGCGGCAAAGCAGCUAUGGUCAACCGAGCCUGCCGAUAUGUCACACGUUGAGAUGACAGCAUAUCCCUUGGGUAAUGGGAAACAGGGUGCCAUGCCAUUGGGCGUUGCAGGAAAGGAUAUCGUAUACCUCAAUCACGACAGUCUAUGGUCGGGUGGCCCCUUUGCAAACAAGAACUAUGUCGGCGGAAACCCCAAAUCUUCGCUUGCCGAGCAUCUCCCAGGGAUUCGAGAGUCCAUCUUCAAGGAUGGAACUGGAGAUGAAUCUGCCUUGUAUGGUAGUACGGAUAAUUAUGGAACCUAUGAGAUUUUGGGGAACCUCACUGUCGGUAUUGCUGGCACUGAGAAGGUCACGUCCUAUAGGCGCUCCCUAGAUCUUGAUACUGCCAUCCACGAGGUCAAGUACAAGUCAAACGGAGUGGAUCUCACAACGAUCCAAUUCUGCUCGUACCCAGCAAAGGUCUGCGUUUACUAUAUCGAAUCUUCUAAUGCAUUGCCAGAUGUGACGGUCGGGCUUCAAGAUCUGGCACGAACAGCGCCGGCCUCCAAGGUUUCGUGCUCCUCGGCCGGUAUCCGACUUCAUGGCCAGACACAGACUGAUCCUGAUGAGAGGGACAUUGGUAUGCUAUUUGAUGCGCACGUUCAAGCUGUUACGCCCUCGAAAAUUACCUGCAACCCAUCGAAUGAGAUAGUGGUCAGCGGAAAUACUGCAAAGUCGCUAUUGCUCCUUGUGGGCACAGGCACCAACUACGACCAGACAAAGGGUAGCAGCGCGGACAAAUACUCGUUCAAAGGACCCGAUCCGUAUCCCAACGUUCUUUCAACUGUCCAGGCGGCCUCCAAAGACUCCUACGAGUCCCUGCGCAAAAGCCACAUAACCGAUCACCAGUCAUCCAUGCAUAAGUUUACCUUGGAUCUUCCAGACCCGAAGAAGUCUGCCGAGGUCGAUACAACAACGUUGAUAAACGGUUAUUCCACCGAAGAAGGAGAUCCAUUCGUUGAAUCAUUGAUUAUAGACUACGCCAAGUACCUAUUUAUCGCGUCUUCCAGACCAGGGUCUCUUCCUCCUAAUUUGCAAGGCAAUUGGGCGCCAAACAUGGCUCCUCCAUGGAGCGCGGAUUACCACAUUAAUGUAAAUCUACAAAUGAACCAUUGGCACACCGAAAUGAUGGGCUUAGGGGACCUCAUGGGUCCCCUGUGGGAUCACAUGAAGAAUACCUGGGUACCAAGAGGCACCGAGAGUGCAAAGCUCUUCUAUGGCGCAGAUGGUUGGGUUACACAUACCAACUUGAACAUAUUUGGGCAUACAGCGCAAGAGAAUGAUGCUUCUUGGUCGAACUACCCAGUAUCAACUGCCUGGAUGAUGAAACAUGUGUGGGAUCGAUACGACUAUUCCCGAGACCUUGAGUGGUAUCGAUCUUCGGGAUACCCGAUGAUCAAGGGUGUGGCCCAAUACUGGCUCUCAAUGCUGACAUCAGAUGAAUAUUUCAAAGAUGGAUCUUUGGUUGCUGUUCCUUGCAACUCACCAGAGCAUGGUCCCACUACGUUUGCCUGUGCGCAUUGGCAACAGCUCAUUUGGGAACUCUUCGACCAUAUUAUUAGGGACUGGGAGGCUUCAGGUGAUAAGGACGAGAGUUUCCUUCAGAGCGUGAAAAAGGCAUAUCAAAGUAUCGACAGCGGGGUUCACGUGGGCUCAUGGGGUCAGAUUAAAGAGUGGAAACUGGAGAGGGAUCACAAAAAUGACACCCACCGUCAUCUGUCCGAGCUUUAUGGAUGGUACCCGGGAUAUGCCAUUUCCGGGGUGCACGCGGACAAUCAAACAGUCAUAGAUGCUGUCACUACCACGCUCUAUUCCCGUGGUAAUGGAACCGAAGAUUCCAACACCGGAUGGGAGAAAUUUACGAAGAACAGCUACAUGGAGCUCAAGUACAGCAUCGACAUGAAUUUUGCGCCGAACGGGCUGUCUGGCUCCACGUCAUCCACACCGCCCUUCGAUCUUUCGACACCUUUCCAAAUAGAUGCCAACUUCGGCAUUGCUGGAGCCGCACUCGCAAUGCUAGCGACUGACAUACCGCAGGCAUUUGGUGAUACCAGCACCCACAGAGUUAUUUUGGGUCCCGCCAUCCCAAGUGCGUGGGGAUUAGGCUCGGUUAAGGGGCUGAAGCUCCGUGGAGGUGGAAGGGUGGCUUUCAAAUGGGAUAGCAACGGGAAAGUGACGGAAGCGACCGUAGAUGGACGCUCGCUACCUUUGGUCGUGUUCGAUCGGGAGGGCAAGGUCUUGGCGAAGCAGUAG
Molecule: messenger RNA, 2337 nt
Organism: Penicillium concentricum
Lineage: Eukaryota; Fungi; Ascomycota; Eurotiomycetes; Eurotiales; Aspergillaceae
Product: glycoside hydrolase family 95 protein
Exons: 11
Coding region: 1-2337 (778 amino acids)
Biological process (GO): carbohydrate metabolic process
Molecular function (GO): alpha-L-fucosidase activity
Source: RefSeq, a predicted model, not a curated record